AUGUCUGACUCAGCUGCUCCAGUUGCCGCUCCAGCCUCGCCGAAGGCCCCAGCCUCCCCCAAGGCCAGCCCUAAGGCCAAGAAGGUCGCCAAGGCCCCCAAAGCCAAGGCAGCCGCCAAGCCCAAGACCCCCGCCAACCAUCCUACCUACAUCGACAUGAUCAAGAAGGCCAUCACUGAGCUCAAGGAGAAGAAGGGAUCCAGCCGUGCCGCCAUCUUGAAGUACAUCCUCCAACACUACAAAGUCGGAAGCAACAUUGUUGCGGUAAGUAUCGGGGGGUAAUGGGAUCAUCUGGCCGAAAGCAUUAGUAUCAUAGCCUUCAUAUUAGAGACUUCUUCUAGUCGUAUCGAUAUUGCAAUUGCUUCACUAUUACUUAGUUUACUUAUUGAGCUUUUCUUUCAGAUUAACGCUCAUCUCCGCCAAGGAUUGAAGCGUGGAGUUACCACUGGUGCCUUGAAGCAGACCAAGGGAGUUGGUGCCUCCGGAUCCUUCCGUCUGGCUGACUCUGCCCCCAAGCCAAAGAAGGCGCCCAAGGCCAAGAAGCCAGCUGCCGCCAAGAAAGCCCCAGCCUCCCCCAAGCCCAAGAAGGCCGCCGUUAAGAAAGCCGCCAAGCCAAAGAGCCCAGCCAAGGCUAAGGCCCCCAAGGCCAAGAAACCAGCCGCCGCUGCCAAGCCCAAGAGCCCCGCCAAGAAGGCCGCGCCCAAAAAGGCCGUCGUCAAGAAAUCGCCUGCGAAAAAGGCCGCUCCCAAGAAGAAGGCCGCCCCUAAGGCCAAAGCCUAA
This is a messenger RNA of Bursaphelenchus xylophilus (pine wood nematode), 780 nucleotides long. NCBI's taxonomy places the organism in Eukaryota, Metazoa, Nematoda, Chromadorea, Rhabditida, Aphelenchoididae. The record is from the annotation of a GenBank genome assembly.